AUGCCUCUAUCUUGGCCUCGAAUUCGCGUCUCACAGGCCGAUUCGGUCUUUGCUGCUGGUAAUUCACGAUGGACGAACCGGGAUAUUGAUCCUAUUCCUAGAUUCGCUCGCAAAUGGGGUGUAUGGAGCUUAAUCGCUUACUGGAUCUCUGACUCUUUCAACCUCGCCACUUGGCAGUUUGCAAGUAGUAUGAUCUCAGUUGGCUUCACCUACAAGGAAUCCCUAGCCAUUGUCGCCGUCUCAUUCUUCAUCAUCUCCUUCGUCAUCUCGGCCAACGGUGCCGUCGGCGCAAUCUAUCACAUCCCAUUCCCCGUCAUCGCUCGUGCGAGCUGGGGUUUCUGGGGCUCUUACGUAGCCAUCGUGUCCAGAGUCAUCCUAGCCGUCUUCUGGUUCGCUAUCCAGAACGUUAAUGGCGGUAACUGCGUGCGCGUCAUGAUAGGAGCUAUCUGGCCCAGCUUCUUGACGUUAAAAAAUCAUAUCCCCGAGUCUCAGGGUAUCACCACUAAUGGAAUGAUCUCUUAUGUAAUCUUCUUCGUCUUUCAAUUCCCUUUCUUGUGUAUCAACCCAAAUAAACUGCGCUGGUUGUUCAUGGUCAAGUCCGUGUUGGUCCCCAUCGCAUGGAUCGCUAUCUUGAUCUGGGCUUUUGUUUCCGAGAAGGGCGGCGGUGCCAUCUUCGCUCAGCAAAAAGCUACCGUCUCCGGGUCUACCUACAGCUGGCUGUUCCUACUGAACAUGACUUCCGUGCUUGGAAACUACGCAACCCUAAGUGUGAACCAGUCGGAUUUCUCCCGCUACUCACGCGUCAGUCCUCGCUGGCAACUACUCUACAUCCCAAUGUUGCCUAUUGUAUUCACCUUCAUCUCCUUCAUCGGUAUUGCGGCCUCAUCAGCCGGCCAGGCCCACUACCAUCUCUCUGAUUUCCCAUGGGACCCAACAACCCUAAUAAGCAACUGGAGCAAUCGUUCCUGCCGCUUCUUCGCAGCCUUCUCCUUCGCAUUAGCCUCGCUCGGCGUCAACAUCUCGGCCAACUCUCUCUCGGCUGCAAAUGACUUCACCUCGCUUGCACCGCAGUAUCUCAAUAUCCGCCGUGGUCAGCUCCUCUGUGCCAUGUUCUCGUGGGCCCUGGUCCCCUGGAAGAUCCUCGCUUCGGCCAGUAACUUCCUCAGUUUCAUGUCGGCGUAUGCCGUCUUCCUCGGCCCCAUUGCUGCGAUUAUGAUGUUUGACUUUUGGGUCGUUAAUAAACGCAAGUAUGACACGCUUGCGCUGUAUCAGCUUUGGAAUCCGAUUUACCGCUAUAAUCUCAAGUUGCCAUUUAUGACGAAGUCGAUUCAUGGCGUUAAUUGGCGCGCUGUUGUUGCGUUCAUUGUAGGUGUUGUGCCCAGCCUGCCGGGUCUGAUCAAUGCUGUUAAUUCUAGUAUUGAUGUUGGCGUCGGUGUGCACCCUUAUCAGUUCGGUUGGCUGCUUGGCUUCUUCGCUACGGCGGGUGUCUACUGGGCUCUUUCGGCACUGUUCCCGGCUAUCGAUACUCAGAUUGAGCGGGCGAUCUUGCCGGAUGAAAUUUAUGAUGAGAGGGGGAUUGUUGUGGAAGGGUAUGAGGUUGAUAAUGCAGGGGAGAAGUCUGAAGCAGGUUUCCAAUCUUCUGAGAAGGUCAUGGCGGUUUAA
Molecule: messenger RNA, 1662 nt
Organism: Penicillium taxi
Lineage: Eukaryota; Fungi; Ascomycota; Eurotiomycetes; Eurotiales; Aspergillaceae
Product: nucleobase cation symporter-1 family protein
Exons: 2
Coding region: 1-1662 (553 amino acids)
Biological process (GO): transmembrane transport; nucleobase transport
Cellular component (GO): plasma membrane
Molecular function (GO): nucleobase transmembrane transporter activity
Source: RefSeq, a predicted model, not a curated record